AUGGUGAUUGCCAACCUUGUAUUUUCAGCAAGCGGCACAUCGUUGGCGAGUGUGUCAAGGGAGCUGUAUUGUACCCUCUUCGGUCCGGCCCCAGACGAGCUAAAGCAUGAAUUCUACGUUUCUGUGCAGUUGCCCAGCUACAGCCGGCAUGCAAAGACUUACGUUGUGCAAAGUACGCUCAACGAGACGCUGGAGGGUCAGGUGGUGCAAUUGCCCUCAAAGAUAGAGGAUGUGCCGCUGGAUACGCCGUUGAUCGACCUUUGCAAGGUAGAGGCGGUGCGGGAGCGGCCACCGGUGUUGGAGAGCGUCACUAUAGAAGUGCACGGUAGCCUGUACGAGGAGCUCACUAAGCUCAGCGAGGAGGAUCAGCUGAGGUUCCUGCAGAUUCGGGGAGACCUGCGUGACUGCGGGACCGUUGUACGCGCGGGGCAAAAGCUGUUCGUACCAUGGUGUCAGAUUCUGGACUGUGUGCCGUACUAUCAAGGCUUGAUAGACCUGCAGCGGACCCGCAUUCUGCUACUGAAGGGAACGGACGCCAUGGAGUCUUGCCAUCUGCGCAAAGGCCUGGAAGACCUCAAGCUGCGGCCCAACGAGGGUCCGACGAAGGAGCUGCGCAUCAUGCUUCGGUGCCUGGAGCAGCCUAUCGAGCGGGCACUACUCGUGCCGGCUGCGGAUACAGAUGACGACGACUCAUUGUUUGUGUUUGCCAGCGCAGCAGUUCUGUUGCGGCUGGGCGUAACCAGUGGGGCGCGCGUGACGCUUUCAGAUGGGGCUACCUCGCGAAUUGCAAAGGUGUUCGUACUGCUCUCUCCGAACCACUUUGACUCAGACGCUAUAUACGCAACUCCACGGUUGGUGGUAAACUUCGCGGAGGCGGACAAAGUCGUUGUGUCAAAGUAUGAGGGCGAGAUGGCUGAGCUACCGGUGGCUUCUUCGGUAUCAAUCUCCCGUGUUGGAAGCUGGGAAAACUCGCAAAUGGUGUAUCAGAAGAUCAUUCUGAAUAACCUCACCAACUUCAUCACGGCUAAACAACGAAUAUUUUACAAAGAUGACCUCGUUCCAGUAACAUUCGACUCUGAUUUCUCUGCAAUGUUCUCGGACCAGUUGAACGAAUUCUCCGUCGACUACCACGAUGACUCACUUGUUUGGUUUAAGAUCGACACCGUGAAACUGAACGACGACAUCCCGUGCGAGGGCGCAUUUCGUAUUGACAGCAAGGUGACCAAGCUCGUGACUUGCAACGUAAGCUCUUCACCACCGCCCCCACUAUCCAAAUGUGACUAUGUCUCCUACUAUGGCUUGGAGCCAUGCUUCGGGUACGACCGCCGCGUCUUCGACUAUGCAAAACGGUUUCAUGACAUCAUCACAACAAGCCGCAAAUGUUUCCAGCACGGGAUGAACGUGGGGACCACUGUCAUGCUGCAUUCGUCUAGUGUCAGCGUCGGGAAGACUACGCUUGUGCGGUCCACAUGCAGAGAGCUCGGAAUCCACCUCAUUGAAAUUGACCUUUUGCAGCUGGACCCACACAUGAACUCAUCCAACAGUACAGUCAAUAUUGUGGCUCUCAUCCGGGCCAAGAUCGAAAAUGUGCUGCCGCACACUGCGCCAUCUGUAGUUUACCUUGCCCACCUGGAGGGUGUCCUCGAGAAGGAGGACCAGAUAUCGGAUCCCGCGAGCCUAAAGGCCGCAAAAUCAAUGGGCAUUGAACUCGCGAAACUGUUUACUGACUAUACGGAGUUGUAUCCAGGAACAGUGUUUGUAUGUUCUACUGAUGCGCUCGACGUAGUGCCCGAGGCGAUCCGCUCGAAAACUAAAUUCGAGAUCGAGGUACCCGUCCCCACCGAGACUCAGAGAGUUGAAAUAUUCAGCUGGUAUCUUUCCCCCGAUGUGCUAAACUUCAAUGCCAGCCAGCAAUUUGCAAUGGACCAUGAUGUGACGAUUUCAAGGCUGGCCCUCCAGUCUGCUGGUUUAACUCCGAUCGACAUUCGAUCCAUCGUUGAGAGUGCAAAGGUCUGUUGCUACCAGCGGUCCAAGGAGAAGCAGCAUAUGCUUUGGCAGGGAGGAUACAGGUACAUCAACUCAGCUGACCUCAGCGCGGCGAUUAACAAAGCUCGCGAUGAGUUUUCUGACUCCAUUGGUGCACCCAAAAUCCCCAACGUUUUCUGGGAGGAUAUUGGCGGGCUUGAAAUGGUCAAGGGCGAGAUCCUAGACACCAUCGAUAUGCCCCUCAAAUUCCCGGAGCUGUUUGCCUCUGGUAUGAAGAAGCGCAGUGGUAUCUUAUUCUAUGGUCCACCGGGAACAGGGAAAACGCUGCUUGCAAAAGCAGUGGCGACCAACUUUUCCCUAAACUUCUUCAGCGUCAAAGGGCCCGAACUGCUCAACAUGUACAUCGGUGAAUCAGAGGCUAACGUGCGGCGGGUCUUCCAGCGCGCCAGAGACGCAAAACCCUGUGUCAUCUUCUUCGACGAGCUUGACUCCGUCGCGCCAAAACGUGGCAACCAGGGCGACUCCGGUGGAGUCAUGGACCGCAUUGUCUCGCAGCUGCUAGCCGAACUCGACGGGCUCAGCACCGGGGGUGACGGUCUCUUCGUCAUAGGCGCCACCAACAGGCCGGACCUCCUCGACGAGGCCCUGCUGCGGCCAGGCCGUUUCGACAAGCUCCUCUAUCUAGGCAUCUCAGACACCAAUGAAAAGCAGGCGAACAUCCUGCGCGCCCUAACCCGCAAAUUUACUCUGGAUCCCGACGUCUCCCUCGAUGACCUCGCUGCGUCCUGCCCCUUCACCUACACUGGUGCCGACUUCUAUGCCCUGUGCUCCGAUGCUAUGUUGAACGCAAUGACGCGUAUUGCAGGCAAUGUCGAUGAGAAGGUGGCCAGUUACAAUCGUGCCCACAACAAGAACUACUCUGUUCGCCAAUGGUUCGACGUCAUCGCCACGGCGGAAGACACAUCUAUCACCGUCUGCAUGCAGGACUUCGUCAAGGCACAGCGAGAGCUUGUUCCGAGCGUAUCGGAGGGCGAAUUGAACCACUAUUUGGCCAUCAGAGACAACUUCGAGUCCUCUUAA
Messenger RNA from Eremothecium gossypii ATCC 10895, 3066 nucleotides. It is a transcript of the gene PEX6, whose product is annotated as AAA family ATPase peroxin 6. NCBI's taxonomy places the organism in Eukaryota, Fungi, Ascomycota, Saccharomycetes, Saccharomycetales, Saccharomycetaceae. The record is from RefSeq and is marked provisional. Gene Ontology annotation, cellular component: peroxisomal membrane; cytosol. Bases 1 to 3066 code for a protein of 1021 amino acids. Gene Ontology annotation, molecular function: ATP binding; ATP hydrolysis activity. Gene Ontology annotation, biological process: protein import into peroxisome matrix. The transcript has a single exon.